AUGAGCACCUACACCGUGGGUCUCAAGGCCCUUCUCCCCACCCUUGGGCUCAUCUACGGCUUCCAGGCAGCCUGCGCAGCCAUCGCGGUGCCUCUCAAGACCGAAAAGUACUACGACCUAUGUGGCUCGCUCGGCUUCAUCUCGGCGGCGGGUGCCUCGCUCUACAUGCCAUGGAUCCGAGCACGCUACGUCGACGGCUUCAAAAACAUCUCGUUGCCCACGUCCCUCUCGGCGUUCCACCCUCGUCAGGCCAUCAUGACCGGACUCACGCUCUUCUGGGCCAUCCGUCUCGGCAGCUUCCUCUUUCAGCGCAUUCAAAAGUCCGGCAGCGACAGCCGCUUCGAUGAGAUCAAGCAGAGCCCUCCCAAGUUCUUUGGCGCCUGGAUGAUGCAGGCUACCUGGAUCGCGAUCACUGCUCUCCCCGUCUACCUCGUCAACUCGAUCCCCAAGGCAUCGCAGCCACCUCUGGGCCCUCGCGACUACAUCGGUCUCGCCAUCUGGAUCGCCGGCAUGGGUCUCGAGGUCACCGCCGAUCGUCAAAAGUCGCAGUGGCGAGAGGACCGCGAGGCAGGCAAGCACAAGGAGCCCUUCAUCACGUCCGGAGUGUGGAGCUGGUCUCGACACCCUAACUACUUUGGCGAGGUCAGUCUCUGGGCGGGUCAGUUCAUCCUUUCCACCUCGGCAAUCGCCAACGCAGGCACCUUCUACCCAACCUGGGCGGUGGGUCUGGCUGCGCUCAGCCCGCUGCUCGAAUACGGCCUCAUUCGAUUCAUCUCGGGUGUGCCCAUGCUCGAGGAGAGCGGCGAUAAGAAGCACAAGGAUAACCCGCAGUGGAAGAAGUACAAGGAGGAGGUUCCCUGCUUUGUGCCCUUCAUCGGCAGCAAGAAGUGA
This is a messenger RNA of Kalmanozyma brasiliensis GHG001, 891 nucleotides long. Its product is annotated as Protein of unknown function DUF1295. Gene Ontology annotation, biological process: lipid metabolic process. Gene Ontology annotation, molecular function: oxidoreductase activity, acting on the CH-CH group of donors. Gene Ontology annotation, cellular component: membrane. Bases 1 to 891 code for a protein of 296 amino acids. The record is from RefSeq and is a predicted model, not a curated record. The transcript has a single exon. NCBI's taxonomy places the organism in Eukaryota, Fungi, Basidiomycota, Ustilaginomycetes, Ustilaginales.